AUGGGAUUUUCCCAUUUGGCAACAAAAAAUGAGGGAAUCCUUGUUCAACAGAAAGUUUCAAAGGCUAUAACUGGUGAUUUUCCUGCUACUAUGACUCGUGAUCAAAGAACUGAAUCUGAUGAACUUGCCUAUACUUCUAUUAUUCUUCAUUUGUCUGAUCAAGUAUUGAGAAAAGUUGUUAUUCUUCUGAAUGCCAUAUCUAAGGUUUAUAGAGAUGUCAAGUCUGCCAUUAAAUAUGGCAGAGAUACCUUGACCAAAAUUGUUAUAAAUUCUUUAAGAAGUAAAGAAUUAGAGUUUAGAAUUGAUAAAACUGGGAAGGAAUCAGAUAGUUUAUUUGUGAGAUAUGGGUCCAUUACUAGGCAAGUGAAUGGUCAGGGGUGCACCUUCCAUAUGACCUCUAGAAGACCUUGGUUAGAAGACUAUAAGGAUCUUGAUGGUACCAAAAGAAAUGGUAUAUAUGUCACUAGAGUCAGUGUUGUUCUGAGUCACACUGCUGAGUCCUCCAGUGCUGAGAGUGAUGCCACCCUGAAAUGGUAUAACAGACUAGCACAUGUGUUUCAAAAGUUUUUUGGGGAUGAGGUUGUUAUGACAGCUAUGUAUAUUGUGAAUAGAACUUCCACUAGUUUUUUAGAUGGUAAGACUCCUGAGGAAGUAUGGUCAGGAAAACUAGCUGAUUAUACUGUCUUGAAGACUUUUGAAUGUGCGGCCUAUUCUCACCAAAGUUUAGGUAAAUUGGAGUCCAGGUCCCAGAAAUGUUUAUUCAUGGGAUAUCCUAAAGGGGUGAAAGGGUACAGACUUUGA
Messenger RNA from Fraxinus pennsylvanica, 801 nucleotides. The record is from the annotation of a GenBank genome assembly. NCBI's taxonomy places the organism in Eukaryota, Viridiplantae, Streptophyta, Magnoliopsida, Lamiales, Oleaceae.